ACAUAAACCGGACGUUUUCAUCAACACCUAUCGGGAGUCAUCGGGCCUUGGCAACGACGCCCGGCCCCGUUCACCUCCUCCCGUCGGGUCUCCGCAUCGGCCUCCCCAUGUCCCAUACGGACUUGGCACUCUCAUCACUACAACAACAAACCUACCACCGCACCGUCAACCAUCAACAGCAACAACAACUACUAAAACAAAGUCUCAUCGCCACCGAGCGACUCCUAACUCAAACAUGUCCCAUUCCCACCCUUUGAAAAUAAUAACCCGCAUUCCCCUACCACCACCGACCCCCCCCUCCGCCCUCCUCUCCGCCCUCCACGCCUACGUCCCCCUCAUAACCGCCAACCCCUACCUAAAAUCCUACAUCUCCCUUCCCCUUCCUCUCCCCACUUCCUCUUCAUGUUCCUCACCCGCUCCUCCCCCCUCCUCUACCUCUCCCCACCCCCUCCCUCCAUCCCUCACCGACGACCCAUCCUUCUUCCACCCCCCGGGCCCAGACGGCUUCAACCCUCAAUCGUUCCUCAUCACCGACUCCGUUCCCCUUCUUCCCCUCCCGGACUGGCUAGGCGGUGGCUCCUUACUAGGAAGCAAAGAAGUUUCCGUGCCUUGUACCUUUCAGAGCUUUGGCUACGGAGUUCGGUGUAAGGCAGUAGCGCCGGCGGCAGGGGCGGGGGCGGUGGUGGUGAGGAGCAGUUAUGAGGUUCGGCAUCGCUAUCGGGCCAAGGGGCGGCCACAGGAACAUGGACAGAAAGGAGGAAACGAAGAAGGGCAAGGACAAGGACAAGGACAAGGACAGCAGGAAGGCGAACAAGGACUAGGAUUGGGACUGGGACAAGGACUGAGAGCUGGUCUACGAAAAGUGGAUAGCGAUGAUGUUGCGAACACAAACAUCAAGUCCAAACAACCAACAGCAGACGACAACAGAAAACUAAUCAACAAAGUCACCGGCACCUCCAUCGACAACUACGAGUACGAACUAGUCGAGAUCGCCACCAUUGAGUGUCCAGCCAUCGUGCGCCCUUUUGUCAAAGCAAAGUUCGAAAAGGGCCACCACGAGGUUUUACAAAGGGUGGUGGACCAGGUCGUGGCCAAGUGGAUGCAAGAGUUGAGGUCGUCCAAGGGGUCUGGCGCAGCGUCGGGAGCGGGAAGGGGGAGGACUUUGUUACAGGAGAUACAACAGACUUGAAAUAUCUAUGUACAUGGAGAAAUGGGUGGGGUUGAGGAGGGAUGACGAGAGAUAUGGUAAUGGUGAUGGUGAUGUGAUAUUAAUGUUGCGGUUGCGUGGGGCGGGUUUUCGAUCAAUCCGAAUGAUGAGAUUACGAGGCGGCUCAAUGCAUAGCCAUCAGAAUAAGACUUGUAGCUGUUACGGGUUCAAUAGCUGUAUCAUAUGCUGACUUGCGAGGG
Messenger RNA from Neurospora hispaniola, 1407 nucleotides. RefSeq lists its product as uncharacterized. Bases 236 to 1189 code for a protein of 317 amino acids. The transcript has a single exon. Lineage: Eukaryota; Fungi; Ascomycota; Sordariomycetes; Sordariales; Sordariaceae. The record is from RefSeq and is a predicted model, not a curated record.